CAUCAUGAUUUCAGUCGGGGUUAUCACUUGACUCAUGAACUAUUAUCACUGACAAUAAUAAUUAGGUGAUCUACUAAGGAAAUGAAAUUGUAUUUUUAUUCUUUGAUAAAGAAUGUAACCGUUACUUUGUAAAUGUUAUCUAUUGAAAUUAUUCUAAUGCGACUGAAAUUCAUUGUUAAAGUGUUUAUGUAGGCUAUUAUAUUAUGUUUGAGGUGUUUUGAAAUCUCAAUCCUAUCAGCAGAAGUUAGUGAAUAAGUUUUGUGGAAAAUGUGGGAAUCAAGCGUUUGGUGUGCUUUGAAAGUUGUGCUUGGUCUGUAUCUAUUGUACUAUCUAUAUAGAAUUUCAAAAUUCAUAUACGAAAUGUGGAUUUUGCCAGUGUGGAAGAAACCGAUUGAUCUGAAAUCAACUGGAGAGUGGGCAGUGAUAACUGGCUGCACUGAUGGCAUAGGAAGAGAAUAUGCUAUCCAGUUGGCUAAAAAAGGAAUGCAUUUAAUCCUAAUCAGCAGAUCAGAAAGUAAACUUGAAGAGUUCCAGAUCUAUUUAAGUAACGAGUAUAACAUCAAAGUGAGAACAAUUGCCGUUGAUUUCACAAAUAUAAAAAGCAGUUACAAAACUGUGGAAGAGGGAGUAAGUGGGCUGGACAUUGGAGUCCUGAUAAAUAAUGUUGGGAUGCUGAACGGCUACAAACUGUUCUUGCAAGAUGACUAUCAAGUGAUGAGUGACAUGGUGGAAGUCAAUGUCAACGGAACUGUACUCAUGACUUCCAUCAUUCUUCCUCAUCUGGUGACAAAAAAGAAAGGAGUCAUCAUAAAUAUAGGGUCUUAUUCAUCGUUAGUUCAAACACCUCACAUGGUUUGCUACGGGGCAACAAAGAAAUUUAUCCUGAAAUUCAGUGAGGAUCUGAGAAGAGAGUAUGCAAAUUGUGGAAUAACCAUACAAUGUCAGACACCAUCCUUUAUAGCAACAAAAUUAUCCAGGAUCGAAUCACCAAGUAUAUUUGUUCCAACGGCUGAAGAAUAUGUGGCAAGUGCCAUGAAGACGAUUGGCAUUCACGAUGUGACAUGUGGAUACUUGGUGCAUGACUUAAUGAUUGCAACUAAUCGGAUUGGGGAAGAGACUCUACCUUCUUUUUCUAAUUAUCUAACGUCUAAAUAUAUAGAUAGCAUAAGAAAAAAGUCCGGUCAUUGAAGGAUUUUUAUAGUCUGUUGAUAUUUUGUCAUUGGUCAUGAUCAUGAACCAAUAAUACUGUUAUUUUGUCUGCCUCCAACAUUCUGUUCUCUAGAACGUGAAUGGUCUUAGUGUGGGCAACUGCUCAGAUUGGAAAAUAAUUAGAGGUGCAAAAUACAAUCAUAUUGUGAUUUUUCUUAUCUUGUUCCAAGACUUAUUACAGUGUAGUGUGUCAGAAAAAUAAGACAGGAGGUUUUGAUAAGAAACAUGAAAAAUGCUUGGUUUCAAAAUCUAUAUAUGAACAUCAAUUUGUGUGUUGGGCGUGAGGAAGUCCCAUUUAGGCUACUAAAGUACUUAUUUUCGAAAAGAAAAUUGAAAUUGAAUUUUAUUAUAAGAUUGAGAUAGAAUUAUAAGUUAUAAUUGAUUAUGAUAGAGUUUUAUUAUAUUAUAGGCCUAAAUAAAUUUUUCUAGAAUUGAGAAAUAUAAAAUUUUAUAUUUUUAAUUUUAUAUAAAACACUGUAGAUUCUGACUAAGUCAACUGCCUUGUCUCAUGUCAGACAAUGAUAGUAAACCAUGCUAAUCAGAUGCUGCCGGAAAGAUAAUCAGAUUCUAACGAAUAAGUAGCUAAAGGAAAGGUCGGUUCGUGUAAGAAAUGAGCUUCAUUUUUUCUCGAUAUAAAUAUAUAUAUAAUUAUUAUAUAUAAACAUUUUUAAAAUAGGCCUACACAAUAAAUUGGAGAACUAUUAUAUUUUAUUCACAUCAAAAUGUACAAUUUUCUAGUCACAUUUCCUGAACAUUUACAAGAAUAUUGAUUGAAAUAUACAUUGCCUUAGUAUAUCACGACAAAUACAAAGAAUUGAUGUUGAAA
Messenger RNA from Nilaparvata lugens (brown planthopper), 2035 nucleotides. Its product is annotated as very-long-chain 3-oxoacyl-CoA reductase-like. NCBI's taxonomy places the organism in Eukaryota, Metazoa, Arthropoda, Insecta, Hemiptera, Delphacidae. The coding region runs from base 268 to 1188 and encodes 306 amino acids. The transcript is spliced from 6 exons. Gene Ontology annotation, molecular function: oxidoreductase activity. The record is from RefSeq and is a predicted model, not a curated record. Gene Ontology annotation, cellular component: endoplasmic reticulum.